UGCGGCCUGCUCCUCGUGGGCAUCGCGGUCAGCACGGACUACUGGCUGUACAUGGAGGAGGGGACUGUUUUGCCGCAGAACCAGACCACCGAGGUCAAGAUGGCACUGCACGCUGGCCUCUGGAGAGUCUGCUUCUUUGCAGGUCGGGAGAAGGGUCGCUGUGUGUUUUGUGAGUACUUCCUUGAACCAGAGAUCAACUUGGUGACGGAGAACACGGAGAAUAUUCUGAAGACGGUGCGCACGGCCACUCCCUUCCCCAUGGUCAGUCUCUUCCUCGUGUUCACCGCCUUCGUCAUCAGCAACAUCGGCCACAUCCGACCUCAGAGGACCAUUCUGGCCUUCGUUUCUGGCAUCUUUUUCAUUUUGUCGGGUCUCUCCUUGGUGGUGGGCUUGGUUCUGUACAUCUCUAGCAUCAACGAUGAGGUCAUGAACAGGCCCAGCAGCUCCGAGCAGUACUUUCACUAUCGAUACGGGUGGUCCUUUGCCUUCGCCGCUUCCUCUUUCCUUCUCAAAGAGGUGAUGUGUUGGGGCCCAGAGGACCCAUUUGAAGGAGGAGCACUGGGGUGGUGGUUCCCACCCUGGACCGCUGUGUUCCAGCCCGUUUCGGAGAACUCUCAGCCAGGCUCGCAGCUCCUCUCUGGGGAUUCAGCAGACCUGGACCCACGGCCCCAUUUACUGCUGCUGACUCUGCAAAUCCCCGCGUUCAGCACUUUGCCUGCCUUAUUAUCUCAUUGA
Cricetulus griseus (Chinese hamster) is the source of this 735-nucleotide messenger RNA. Lineage: Eukaryota; Metazoa; Chordata; Mammalia; Rodentia; Cricetidae. The record is from RefSeq and is a predicted model, not a curated record.